AUGGCGCGAUGUAGAAAUGGUGGUCGAGGGGGGCGUAUACCCGGCAGAGUAGGUCUAAGUGGAAAGGGCUGCCGUCUUGCAAAGAAAGGUGGCGUGAUCCGUGGUCUCAACGGCGGAACUGCCAGAGAGGGAAAAGGUGAACAAGUUGCUAAUCCAGACGGUCUGAGAGGUGGUCUUACCCGAACCCCUCCCGAUAGUAAUCCCGAGAGUGACGAUCCUGGAAGUCCUCUGGGUAACCUAUUAAGAGGCAUUCGAUUCUGGACUGGCGGAGGAACUGGAGGACGAGGUCGUACCAUUGGUGUCCCUGCACGUAGUGUCAAAGCUGGUGAGUUUGCAGAUGCCUAA
This is a messenger RNA of Brugia pahangi, 345 nucleotides long. NCBI's taxonomy places the organism in Eukaryota, Metazoa, Nematoda, Chromadorea, Rhabditida, Onchocercidae. The record is from the annotation of a GenBank genome assembly.